This is a messenger RNA of Diabrotica virgifera virgifera (western corn rootworm), 1743 nucleotides long. RefSeq names its product zinc finger protein 28-like. The transcript has 2 exons. Lineage: Eukaryota; Metazoa; Arthropoda; Insecta; Coleoptera; Chrysomelidae. Gene Ontology annotation, biological process: regulation of transcription by RNA polymerase II. The coding region runs from base 119 to 1675 and encodes 518 amino acids. Gene Ontology annotation, molecular function: RNA polymerase II cis-regulatory region sequence-specific DNA binding; DNA-binding transcription factor activity. The record is from RefSeq and is a predicted model, not a curated record.
AUAGAUGACAAUGGAUGAAAACAUGAAAAGUGAAAAGCCGUUAAUAAAUAGAUUCAUUUUUUGGGUAUAAAUAAAUUAUAAAAUUGUUAUUAAAAUACAUAAAAGCAAGUGUGAUAAAAUGGAGGUAAAACAAGAAAUUAGCGAGGAAACGUGUAAAAUAGAAAUAGAGUAUAAUGACUACAAUGAGGCUCUUCUGGAUGGCGUUAAAUGUGAAGUUAAGGAGGAAGCCAAUGGACAAAGUACACAUGGCACAUAUGAUUAUUUAGACUUAGACUUAAAGGAGCAACCUAUAAAUACAAAAAUAGAACUACAUGGGAAUAAACUUUACUCAUUUGAAGAAAAUCAAAAAACUAAAAAAGGUUAUCUGCAGCAAGGAGAAAAUAAAAUGGAAAUUAUGGAGACACUAAUUGAACAUUCAUCUUACCAAAGCAAUUAUAUGGGUCCACACGCUGAAGAAAAAUCAUUACAUCAAAAUAAGAAAGUUGCGACUGAACGAAGACCUUACAAGUGUGAAAUUUGUUUUAAGCAGUUUACUAUAGCAAGUCAUUUGAAAAGACAUUUGAGAGUGCACACUGGCGAAAAAUGUUACAAGUGUGAAAUUUGUUUUAAACAAUUCAGUCAUAACGCAACUUUGAAAAAGCAUUUAAGGAUACACACCGGAGAAAAGCCGUAUAAGUGUGAAAUUUGUUUUAAGCAGUUUACUCAAGCAGUUCAUUUGGAAAGACAUUUGAGAGUGCACACUGGAGAAAAACCUUAUAAGUGUGAGAUUUGUUUUAAGCAAUUUAGUGAAGGAGGAUCUUUGAAAACACAUUUGAGACUGCACACCGGUGAAAAACCCUAUAAGUGUGAAAUUUGUUUUAAGCAAUUUAAUGAAGCAAGUACUUUGAAAACACAUUUGAGAGCGCACACUGGCGAAAAACCGUACAAGUGUGAAGUUUGUUUUAAACAGUUUUCGCAACAAGGAGCUAUCAAACAACAUAUGAGAAUUCACACUGGAGAAAAACAUUACAAGUGUGAAAUUUGUUUUAAACAAUUUAAUAACGGAAGUUCUUUGAAAAGACACUUGCAAGUGCACACUGGGGAAAAACCUUACAAGUGUGAAAUUUGUUUUAAGCAAUUUACUAGAGCAGGUGAUUUUAAAAUACAUUUCAGAUUGCACACUGGAGAAAAACCCUAUAAGUGUGAAAUCUGUUUUGCGCAGUUUACUAGAGCAAGUAAUUGGAAAAUACAUUUGAGAAGAGUUCACACUGGAGAAACCCCUUACAAGUGUGAAAUUUGUUUUAAGCAAUUUAUUGAAGCAAGUAAUUUGAAAGAACACUUAAGAGUGCACACUGGAGAAACCUCUCACAAGUGUAAAAUUUGUCUUAAGCUGUUUUAUAGAGCAAGUCAGUUAAAAACACAUUUGAGAGUGCACACUGGCGAAAAACCGUACAAAUGUGAAAUUUGUUUUAAACAGUUUUCUCAACUGGGACAUAUCACACAACAUAUUAGAAUUCACACUGGAGAAAAACAUUACAAGUGUGAAAUUUGUUUUAAGCAAUUUAAUCAAGCAGGUAAUUUGAAAAAACAUUUGAGAGUGCACACUGGCCAAAAACCGUACAAGUGUGAGAUUUGUUUUAAACACUUUAUCCAAUCAAGUGAUUUGAAAAGACAUUUGAGAGUGCACACUGGAUAAAAAAGCUUACAAGUGCGAAAUUUGUGAAAAUAUAACUACACAAUAUUGAUCGUAAUAGUAUUUUGAAA